GCGUAACUCGAAGAGAGCAGUCGUGCAUCUCCGCUUCUUCGUUCGUGAACGUCCGUCUACGCGCGAUGAGAUGAUCUAAAGUGAAGUGAACGAGAUAGUUAUAACAAUGAUCUGGUUAGUUGUAAGUGCUGUGCUGGUGUCAGUGGUGGACGCGAGGAGUCUCUCCAGAGUGGACUCGCCGCCCAGAGGAUGCGAAUGGCGAAUGGAACUUCAGGAGAACGACAGUAUCGAAGAGCCGGUAUUGUACUGUCAGAUACGCACCAUCAACACAGCGGAGGCGCUGCUGAGGAACAUGAGCCAAACGGAGUCCGAUCGUGUUAGCGUUCUUACAUUGGAAUGCAACGACGUGUUGUUCUUUGAAAGCUCGUUGGAGACGCCGAGACAAGGAAACUUCUUGUCUAGCUUGAAGAAACUGAAAGACCUGCGAGUGGAGAAUUGUAAAAUAAGGAACAUUCCUGGUGCCGCACUGUCGCCGUUGCGGCAUUUACGAAGACUCUCGCUCCGAUCACACAACUCAGAAUGGUCGGCGAUGACUUUGGAACUACAUCCCGAGAGCUUCAGGGGACUUGCAGAACUUCGAAGUUUGGACCUUGGUGAUAACAAUAUUUGGAAUACUCCAGAAGACUUAUUCUGCCCACUCUUCAGUCUGACUCAUCUCAACCUUACUCGUAACAAGCUCCAGAAUGUCUCGGGGAUGGGAUUCUCAGAUUGGGGCAAUGGACCUCUCGCUCCCGGUCGUGCAUGCGUUAGUGGACUGGAAACUCUAGACCUCUCGUACAACGAUAUCAUAACUUUGCUCGACAAUGGCUUCUCAGGGCUACGAUCUCUCGAAGAACUGCACCUCCAAAACAGUGCUCUGUCGAACAUGGGGGAUAGAGCCUUCGUUGGUUUGACCAACCUCAUCACUUUGAAUCUGUCCAGCAACUUUUUGGUUGCUCUACCUCCAGAGCUGUUCCAGUCAUCCAGAGGACUUCGUCACCUGUACCUCAACAACAACUCGUUGAGCGUCCUGGCGCCAGGACUUUUAGAAGGAUUGGAUCAACUUAACAUUUUGGACCUGUCUCACAACGAAUUAAACAGUCAGUGGGUGAAUCGAGAUACGUUCUCUGGUCUAGUAAGACUGGUCGUGUUGAACUUAGCAAGCAACCAGUUGACUCGUAUAGACGCAAAUUUGUUCCACGAUCUGUACAGCCUUCAACUUCUGAACCUCGAAAAGAACCGUAUCAGUGUAAUAGCCGAAGGAGCCUUCUCGGAACUGAAGAACUUGCACGCAUUAACCUUAUCCUACAACAAAAUCACACGCAUCGAGAACUACCACUUUUCGGGGAUGUACGCCCUAAAUCAAUUAUCUCUGGACCAAAAUGACAUUGAGUUCAUCCACCCGAAUUCCUUUGAAAAUAUGACCCAUCUGCAAGACCUCAUAUUGAAUGGAAAUCGAUUAGGAACGAUACCGAGCGGUCUCGGGCAAUUGCGCUUUCUGAAAACGCUAGAUUUGGGUAAGAACCACAUCGAAUCGGUGGCCAACUCGUCAUUCGAAGGUUUAGACCUGCUGUACGGGCUUCGCUUAGUAGACAAUCACAUCGUGAAUAUCUCAAGGGACGCAUUUUCGACUCUACCCUCUCUGCAGGUACUAAAUUUAGCAUCCAAUAAAAUCAAGUAUGUCGAACAGAGUGCUUUUUCGAGCAACCCGACUCUCAAGGCCAUCCGUCUAGACGCUAAUGAGUUAACUGACAUUAGUGGAGUUUUUACGAAUCUCAAAUCGCUGGUGUGGCUGAACGUAUCAUCGAAUAAACUCAUGUGGUUCGAUUUUAGUCACUUGCCUGUGAGUUUGGAAUGGUUGGAUAUGCACGACAAUCAGGUCACUGAACUCGGGAACUUUUACGAUGUCAGAAACACGCUCAAAAUUAGGAUGCUUGACGUCAGCUAUAAUUUGAUCGAAGAGAUAAAGGAAAAUUCGGUACCAGACAGCAUAGAAACGCUGUUCUUGAACAAUAACAAGAUUACGACUGUGUUGCCUAAUACCUUCCAUAACAAACCAUACCUAGAAAAAGUCGUGCUGUACGGUAACAAUAUCAAACAUCUCGAGUUGUCAGCUUUGAGUUUGAGUAACGUGACAAACGACAGGGACUUGCCUCAGUUUUAUCUAGGAGAUAACCCGUUUUACUGUGAUUGCAAAAUGGAGUGGCUACUAAACAUCAACCGCUUGAGUAACCUGAGACACUACCCACAAGUUUUGGAUAUGGAUGCCAUCACCUGCGAACUAGCACAUAACAGAGGUCAACCUCCGCAGCCUUUGUUGAGCCUCAAGCCUUCGAACUUCCUAUGCCCAUAUGAGACUCAUUGCUUUACAGUGUGCCAUUGUUGUGAUUUUGACGCGUGCGACUGUGAGAUGACGUGCCCGGACCGUUGUACCUGUUUCCACGACAUGACCUGGACCUCAAACGUCGUCGAUUGCAGUAACGCUGGUUACACGAUGGUACCUGAGAAAAUUCCUAUGGAUGCCACUGAAAUUUAUCUCGAUGGCAAUGAUCUAGGGGAGCUGGGAAGUCACGUGUUCAUCGGAAAGAAAAAGUUAGAGGUGUUGUUUUUAAAUAACAGUAAUGUGAGAGCCUUGCACAACAGGACUUUUAAUGGUGUCAGUUCCUUGAAAGUGUUGCACAUGGAAAACAAUGAACUGGACGAAUUGAGAGGAUACGAGUUCGAUCAGUUACCCAACAUAAACGAACUUUACCUAGAUCAUAACAAAAUAGCUCACGUCGGUAACCAAACGUUCAGAAAUAUGCAUCAACUGGAGGUACUGAAGCUAGACGAAAACGAAAUCGUGAACCUCAGUCCGUGGCAGCUGGUGGAAGACGCAACUCCACGUGUUUCUCUAGACGGCAACAAGUGGUCUUGCCAGUGCGAUGCCCUGGCUCGGCUGGUAUCCUGGAUCCGGGAGACAGGGAGCGAUCCAUCGAAGAUGCUUUGCUCUGGGGGUGAAGGAGAAACGGUAGCUGACGUUUUAGGUAGAUGUGAUGACAUGGACAAUGCGAUAGCCACCUCGGUCGUCCAGAGGGAAGUUGUCAAACAGCCGCAGCUGAUUGCAGGCAGCUAUGUGCCGUUGCUAGCAGGGACUUUGGUCGCAGUGAUCGUGGUGUGUCUCAUCGUGGCCAUCAUGUUUGUGUUUAGACAGGAGGUGAGAUUGUGGGCGCACUCCAAGUACGGUGUCAGGAUAUUCCAGGAUGUCGCGUCCGCGCAUGAUGGAGCUGAUGACAGAGACAGACUUUACGACUGCUAUAUGGUCUACAGCCACAAGGAUGAGGAUCUGGCUGCUCGCCUGAUAGCUCCCGAGCUGGAGCAGCUCGGCCACACGUUGUGCCUGCAUUAUCGCGACCUCCAUCUAGUAGGCGGUGCUUCGUACCUCGCCGAUGCAAUGGUGGGGGCAGCAGACGCCUCCAGGAGGGUGUUGUUCGUUGUUAGUCCCGCCCUUAUGAGGACGGAGUGGGCGAGGCCUGACUUCAGGGCGGCGUUACAGACGGCCCUUAGGGCGACCUACCGUCAUAAACUCGUCUGCGUCCUGAGCGGGGAUCCCCUGGAACCGAUGGACCCCGAACUGCGUGCGUUACUGCGCGCAUGUGCUGUAACGCGGUGGGGAGAGCGCAGAUUCUGGGAGAAGCUGCGAUUUGCGAUGCCGGAUGUGGUGACGGCUGCUAGGAGAGGGAAGAAACACCACCAACAGGAAAUCCGGUGUAAACCGGUCAAUAGGUAUACCUCAGCUCCGACAUCCCACCACGGCGGCGACUCCUGGUACAAGUACCAACCGAUGCCCCCUGGGGUACUCCACGCUACUCACCCCGCCCAUCAACUUCAUCCCGCCCUUCACGGAGCUCUAACCCCCACCCCAACGCAAAGCACGUACGUCUCUGGAGGGGAGUCCAAUCGCAGCACGGCUGCCGAAGACUCGGAAGAGGCCGCGAGCAGCGCCAGCAGCCAGCACUACGGCAGCGACCAAUUAAACCACAGCUACGUCAGCAUCAGUGAGAGGGGCGGUCCGCCGCAGUACACGCAAGCGCCGCCCCAUCAUGUGUAUUCAACCAUUCCGGACACGCAGCCGCAAAGUAGGACGUACUUCGUAUGAAAGGAGGGGAUAAUCAACGCCAGAGUCGGCGUCAAAUAGCGAAAUUGCUAUACGGGCUUUACGACCAUAGAUAAGAGCCCCUGAACGUGGUUUCUGUGAUAGUGAAUGAUGAAAUUGAAGAAUGUUCAGGCGAAACGCUAUAGGCUCUGUGAUACUUGAAGCUUAUAGUAAUGUACAUAUGACGCUUUCGCACUUGCAACUGAUUGCUACGAAGGCCAGAAGUUAGAGGCAAAUGUUGCCAUGUGUGACGUACUGAGAAGACUGCAAUAAUUGAGGAAGACACAGAAAAGGAAAAAUGAGAAUCACGGAUGGUCUUAUUACCAAAACCGCGCACAGUUUGAGAGCAUCGGUAUCACUAUUCGAAAUUUUGUAUGAUGAACCGUGGUAUAAAGUGUGUCAGUUGAAGGUUGUAUAUGUAAUCUCAUACAAUGGAAAUAAGAUUGUUCAUUGUCUGCUUGAAAUUAGCCUAUACCUAUGAGGUUGAUUUUCAAAUUCCCGACGCUGUAAUUCAAGAGAUAAUGGAUACUUUAGUCCGUUAAGGUCAAAUACUUUAGAAAUGUUUUUUCAAAGGCUGUUUUUACUUAUGUUUGUCCAAGUGAUGAAAAAGUUACAGGUGCUAGAAUGUCUAGCUGAAUGUCAAUAUCUCAUUUUUGUGCGGGGUUGUGAAGUGAAAAUCAGUUGUGAUAUCCACCACCACUUUGUGCACGUCGGAGCUCCAGAAAGUGAGUACUUUAUUAAUGUUUUGCUAAUGGAUUACACAUAUUUUGCAUCAGUCGGUCUUUAUGUCUCCAAGUGAUCAGUUUGUCCCAAAAAAGAGAGAGCGUUAACGUCGCACACUUCUUGUUUUCAAUAGCAUGUUUGUAGGAGCGUUCUUAGCACUUUUCGUCUGAUUGCUUCAUGGUGUGUACAGAGAUGAUAGAAAAACAGUUUCAUCAAUUUUAUUGUCGAAAAAUGCAUUUUUCAUAGAUUUUUUCUUCGACCGUUACUUGAUAACAAAUUAAUAUAAUUGUAUUUUAAUAUUUCACUUUUAUAGCAGAAAUGAACUUUUUCUUUUACCACUUUGCUGCAAAAUUAGUUUCUAAGAAAAGCAAACUUCAUUGUAGAAAGAAAAAUGAUUGAAAGAAGUAAUUAUCGGCUUAAUUCUACUUUAAAAGUGAAUUACUCACAUACAAUUUCAGAGCUGUGCUAAUCUUUGUGAUCGGGUUACGAUUGAAAAAAGUAUGCUCAAUAUUUUGUGAUGAAAAAAUUAUAACAUUGUUUUUUAGUCAACAGGAAAUGAUCUGUUGAAAAGUAUCUCCUCCAAAUAGGUAGUUGAAAAAAGGAGGUGUGUGUCCUUAAGGGUACCAUUUGCACCUUGGAUGUAAAUUCACGGCAAGGGUUUGGAUUUUGGUAUCAUUUCUUGAUAUCUAAAGACAAAGAAAUAUACUUUUUAUCUAGUGAGUGCAUCAAGACUUUAUUUAUAUUUUUUAAGCAGUCAUAUGUGUAUUUUCUUGGAGUUGAUAAAGCUUCCAAAAAAUGUUUUCUUAUAUGCAUCAUUUCAUAUAUGCAUAUUCAUUCUGUUUAUUUUAUUCAAACCUUUAAAAGCUUACGUAAAAGCUACAAAUCUGGAUGGUAAGAAAGCAUAUAGAAGCUAUAACUCACUGCUGCUGAUACUAAGUUCAUUUCCCUUUGUGUUAAGUCAAUUCCACCUACUAUUUCAAUAUUUCACACCAGUACAACCAAUUACCGACACGUUGUCAGCACUAUCGCCUGUUACAUUUAAAAUUAAAUACAAACACCGUCUCGAAUGUUGAAGUUGAGACAAAACAGUUCGAGCGCUGUGCGUGCUUUAUCACAAACAUUAAAUUUCUCUUUGCUGACGCCUUGUGGAAAAAAUUGUUUAGAUCGUUACAGAUCAUUUAUCGUUACAAAUUGCUUUGUUAAAUUGUAACUGGGAGCUUUCUAUUACUGUUCAUCAUCGCACUGAAACGGAAUUACUAGAUUUCUAAAAAUAGUUACUGCCGGUUGGAAGCCUGCUUUUGAAAAUUUGCCUGUGAUGAUGUCUCUUGAAUCAUUUAACAGAUAAUCGGUGCUUCGUUUUUUUAGCUGUAAAGCUUAUUUUAGGUUUCACUCAUUUUGUGACUACAGUCACUGGUUUCAUGUUGUAUCUGGAGGAUUCACUUAGGGCUAAACCAGGCGUUAAUUCUGCAGAAUCAUUGUUUAAUUCAGUUACAAAAUUGUAUUUAGCUUAUUUUUAGUGCAAUGAGUAGGUAAUCUCCAACCAGCAAAAAUAUGUGGAAUAAUUUCUUACAUUGUGAUGCAAAUGAUAAAAGAUUGUCAAUUCUACUAUAUUCACUUUGCGAUUCAUCAUACGGUGGUAGUAACUUCCAUGACCCUUGCUGGUAUUUUUGGUUUAUUCUUUAUCUCUGCAAUCAAAAAUAAGCUAAUAUAUCUCUUCUUUAUUGUAUGUCCUCUUUUAUCCUCUUCCUCUUUGAUACACAAUUUGCUUUUAAAAUUCAUUGUUUAUAUCAAAAAAAUGAGGUUACAUAGUCCUUACUAAAUAGAUAUUGACUUAUAGACUUUUAUUCUAAGAUAUCAGUUAAUUACGUUCUAAAACUUGUAACGAUCUCUCGGACAAGAACGCGAAGAUUUUGUCAUAAUUAGCAAAAAUAAUAAAUUACUAUGUAAUAAAGCAGAUUUAUGUAUAUAUUUUGUAAAUAUUUUAUGAGAUGAUAUUUAUUUGUGACGUACGAUUAGUACCACUUACUUUGAGAACCUGGAUUGCAUUUUCUAAUAUAUAAGAGGAACAAAAAUUAGAUCUACUUGUAGGCGUUAUGAAAUUGUUUAUUUUCCUCUACUUCAGGGUACAUUGAACAACUUAUAGUAUCUUAAUACUAGUUUUAAAACUUCGAUUUUCCUAAAAUCCGUUUGUUCAUUUCUGUUAUAUUUUUUUAAAUCUUUUGUGAUUUACUUAGUAUUUAAAAUAUUGGAAGUAAAUUCAGGUUGUAGUCCGUUAUUAGAAAUUUUAACGGUAUAACUUGUCACUCAUGUUGAACUUUAAUUUUCGAAUAGAUAAACAAUAUCUAUAUGACUGUGUAAAUGGCGAAGUCCGUCAUUUGGUACUAUGGAAUAUCAAUUAAGUACUUCUUUGUAAUGAAAAACCGCAAUUUAGGUUCUCGCCACUUACUGAACGCUUAUUAGUCACUAAUUUUAAGCACUCUGUAAAUAAACUUUUUUCCUACUCAUAUGUAAGUGAAGACUGUUGAAUAUGUAAAGUAUUCCUUAAUUUAU
Acanthoscelides obtectus is the source of this 7387-nucleotide messenger RNA. The record is from the annotation of a GenBank genome assembly. Lineage: Eukaryota; Metazoa; Arthropoda; Insecta; Coleoptera; Chrysomelidae.